Messenger RNA from Antrostomus carolinensis (chuck-will's-widow), 498 nucleotides. RefSeq names its product twist-related protein 2. The coding region runs from base 13 to 498 and encodes 161 amino acids. The record is from RefSeq and is a predicted model, not a curated record. Gene Ontology annotation, molecular function: DNA-binding transcription factor activity, RNA polymerase II-specific; RNA polymerase II transcription regulatory region sequence-specific DNA binding; protein dimerization activity. Gene Ontology annotation, biological process: developmental process; regulation of transcription by RNA polymerase II. The transcript is spliced from 2 exons. NCBI's taxonomy places the organism in Eukaryota, Metazoa, Chordata, Aves, Caprimulgiformes, Caprimulgidae.
UUCACCGUGAAGAUGAAAGAGGAAAGCAUGUGCCCGGACUCCCCCGAAGGCAGCCUGGUCACCAGCGAGGAGGAAGGUGAGAGGCUGCACAAGAAAUGUCUCCGUAAACGUGGCCAGGGUGGCAAAGCCACAGAGGACUGCGGUGUCCCCUCGCCGCAGGGCAAGCGGAGCAAGCGCAGCCCCAUCCCGCAAUCCUUCGAGGACGUGCACACGCAGCGCGUGAUCGCCAACGUGCGGGAACGCCAACGGACCCAGUCGCUCAACGACGCCUUCGCCGAGCUGCGCAAAAUCAUCCCCACGCUCCCCUCCGACAAGCUGAGCAAGAUCCAAACCCUCAAGCUGGCCGCUCGUUACAUAGACUUCUUGUACCAGGUCCUGCAGAGCGAUGAGCUGGACCACAAGAUCACCAGCUGCAACUACCUGGCCCACGAGAGGCUCAGCUACGCCUUCUCCGUCUGGAGGAUGGAAGGGGCUUGGUCCAUGUCCGCAUCCCACUGA